AUGUCGGGCUACUCAGCAAGCCCUGGCAAGGAUCGUUCAGCAGCAGAGAAGGAAGAGAUGGCAAAGAAGUAUAAACCCGGCGACCAAGUCCUUCCAACGAUAAAUACACAUCGAACAGCGGAUGAGCGGCGCAUCGACGCUGAAGACAGAAGGUUGAUGGAGGAGGUUCGAGAACUGAGUUUACAAGAGGCGGGAGUAUCUUCGGGGCCACCAAGGACACGGCGGAGGCGUGAGAGCCGAUCCGCGGACAACAGAAGGACAAGCAGAGACAGGGAAAGGGACCGGGGUAGAGAUAGAAGCGUCGAUAGCCGCCAUCAACCACGAGGAAGCCGUCGCCCACGAGUUGACGAGGGAGGUCGGCAUAGCUCUGAUCAACUCCAUGUCGAAGGCGAGCGACGACGUCGACGAAGCGAGUCGAGGCAGCGCCAGAUUGAGCACCAGUCAUCGAUUCGGUCACUAAUCAGCUCGGGAGAUAUGAGUGAGAGGGAUAUCGAACGAGAAAUAGAGUCCUUUGCCAGACAGAUCCAGGAAGAAGGUCUCCUCGAUGGGCUCGAUUUGGACAACAUCGAUUUGAGUCGCGACGACGAGCUCAGCAGGAGGAUCACAGAAGCAUACAGGCGCCGUCAGAGGGAUCGAACACGCCAAGAAACGAGGAGGAACAACGGAAAUAACUAUCCUCCAUUGACACGAUAUGCCGAGAAUACAGCAGCUGGGGAUCCUCGCAUGUUGGCCCCAGAAGGAGGUCGACCAAGAGAAAGAUCUCGACCACAUUCUCGGUCUGCUAGCGCUACAAGUGCUGCCAGUGCUGCGAGUCAGACAGAGGAACGGAGUCGUCCCCCAACCUCUACAACCUCAGCAAACUUAGAAGUCCAGGAGCCAGUCCGAAGGCCUAGGAGACGGACUGCUAGCGGAGGUCGAAGCUCUACCACUCCAGUAUUUCCGACCACUGCUGAGCCCAGGCCUGCUGCUCGGUCCUCUACGGACCUGGGAUCGAGGCCACAGGCUUCCGAUAUAACACAGUCCCGACCUAGCUUCAGCGAGGGACGCAGCACCAGCACACCCAUCCACACCGUGCCGUUUCCCAACCCAACAGAAGCGGCUUCAUUCAGCAACAAUACAGGGAAUAUGUCGUUUGCUAUUCGUCAAGGAACCUCUCAAAGUGCAUCCGUCCCUCCUCUAUUCUCCCAUCAUGAUGCAGCAGCCGGUCGGGCAAACAGACCUCGUCCGGUUGAUCUGGCCAUUGUUCAUCAGACUUCCCACUGUCUCUGGACACCAGAGGACCAGGUCUCAGCUCUACCCGGAACCUUCAGUCAGCUGCUCACGAUGCAACAAACAGCACAUUGA
Fusarium musae is the source of this 1344-nucleotide messenger RNA. RefSeq lists its product as uncharacterized. The transcript has 3 exons. Lineage: Eukaryota; Fungi; Ascomycota; Sordariomycetes; Hypocreales; Nectriaceae. Bases 1 to 1344 code for a protein of 447 amino acids. The record is from RefSeq and is a predicted model, not a curated record.